This is a messenger RNA of Suillus bovinus, 1980 nucleotides long. Its product is annotated as amino acid/polyamine transporter I. Gene Ontology annotation, biological process: amino acid transmembrane transport. Lineage: Eukaryota; Fungi; Basidiomycota; Agaricomycetes; Boletales; Suillaceae. The coding region runs from base 378 to 1868 and encodes 496 amino acids. The record is from RefSeq and is a predicted model, not a curated record. The transcript has 10 exons. Gene Ontology annotation, cellular component: membrane. Gene Ontology annotation, molecular function: L-amino acid transmembrane transporter activity.
AUUUUGACCAUUCUCCAUACCUUUUAAAAAGGUUGCCGCAGUGCUAGUGGUAGUGAUUGCGCCAUAAUGGUAGUCGAUGGCUACUAGUUACACUUUGUCAGGCCUCGACUUUCUUAGGUCUUCAAUAUUUAAGUAUGAUACAGCCCCAGUUACCAGUCUUUUCAACCCACCGUCAGCAGUCCCAUGACCAACAUCGACGACGUCCUGGACUCCGAAAUCUUCGCUCAAAGUGAGGACGCGCAAGAUGAAGGAAACAAUGUGUCAGUAGCGGGGGCGCCAAUAGAGAAGGCAAUGAAAAUUCACUUGUAUCCGAUAAAUAUUCACGUCAUCCACAGAACAAUCCCUUGGGUUACAAGGUUACCUUGCUGUCCUCCGUUAUGCUCAAUAUCGGGCAAAUACUCGGCGCAGGAAUAUACUCUGUCCCAGGCGUCAUACUGAAUUCUGUUGGCUCGGUCGGCUUACUCUUCGUCUUCUGGUUGUUGGCUCCGUUGUUUGCACUCGGAGGUCUCAUGAUAUACAGUGAAUAUGCAAGUAUGUUCCCAAAGAGAUCCGGGGCAGAAGUUGUGUACUUGGAGCAGGCGUAUCCUCGUCCACAGUUUUUGGUCCCAGUAAUGUUUGCUGUAACUUCAGUUCUUCUGUCUUUUAGCGCAACGAAUUCCAUUGUAUUUGCGCAAUAUGCGCUUACAGCUUUCGAUGUUCCCAUUACUUCUGAAAGGCAAACCAUUGUCGCUGUAACAGUGUGUGCUGUUAGUAUGGCUUUCGUCGCCCUGUCUACAAAGUGGUCUUUAAGAGCUGUGAACUUUCUCAGUGGUUUGAAGGUUCUUUCUCUUGUCUUCUUGGUCUUCACGGGCGCCCUCGUACUUGGUGGUUUCACUCACAUCCGUAAUCCUCUUGCCAAUUUUCGGUCUCCCUUCAGCGGGAGCACGACCAAUUCAAAUUCUUUGGCUACCGCCCUAGUCAAGACUAAUUAUGCCUUCGUUGGUUGGCACAACGCAUUUAAUGUCAUUGGUGAAGUCCAUACGCGUGACCCUGUCCGCACAGUACGCAAAGCCGGCCUGCUAUCGCUGCUCUUAGUCACAUGUCUUUUUUUCUUCGUCAAUGUUGCUUACGUGGCAGCGGUGCCAAAGGACGAGAUGAGCGAUUCUGGGCAACUCAUUGCGGCUCUAUUUUUCCAACGUGUAUACGGAGGGAGCUUCGCAGCCAAAACCCUGCCGAUCAUGGUUGCUUUAAGUUGCUUUGGCAACAUUAUCGCCGUGACAGUUGGUCAGACACGCGUAUUGCGUGAGAUUGCCCGUCAGGGGCUGCUUCCAUAUCCGAUAUUCUUUGCAUCGACCAAGCCAUUCGGCACACCAUUGGGACCCGUAUGUCUGAAGUACCUUCUCACAGUAUUUGCAAUAGUUGCCCUCCCAGCUCGAGACGCAUUUAACUUCUUGUUGGACUUGGCUUCCUAUCCUAAUUUAGUGUUCCAUGCUGCGAUGGCUAUAGGAUUAUGGCUUCUUCGAAGGCGGCGAGCGCUUGCUAGCCUCGCGCCUUCAAAGUAUCGCGCAAGGAAUAUCUACAUUUCGCUUUACCUCCUCAGUACAGUGUUUCUUCUCAUAAUGCCCUGGGUACCACCGGAACCUGGUCAUAGCGACGUGUCUUUCUGGUACGCAACUUAUUGUGUGGUGGCCCUUGGUCUCCUUGCGGUGUGCGGAGUCUAUUACUGGCUGUGGAUUAUUUUCUUGCCAUGGAUGGGAGGAUACACCAUCGUGGAGGAGGUAGAACGAUUGGAGGACGGCGCGUUGACCGCACGGUUGACACGUAAAUACCACCCUUCGGUUGCAGACAUCGAUAAUGGAGAGCAACAACCACUUAUUGCCAGUAUUUGAUAGGCUUAAAUAAUUGUAGUAACACUCCUUGUAAUGUAUUGCCAAAGUUCACGAUCUUUGUAUCAAUAUCGUACGAGUGCGUGGUCCUUCCACAUUAAAUUUAACUUAAGAC